Molecule: messenger RNA, 408 nt
Organism: Colletotrichum gloeosporioides
Lineage: Eukaryota; Fungi; Ascomycota; Sordariomycetes; Glomerellales; Glomerellaceae
Exons: 2
Coding region: 1-408 (135 amino acids)
Source: RefSeq, a predicted model, not a curated record
AUGUCGCCAGCUAGCAGCAACCCCGACGCGACCGCGACUUCCGCGAACGAGCUUGUUAACCUCAGCGCUAUUCUCGAGUUCCGCGUCAAGAACGCUUGGCGAGUCAACAACCAGGGCAAGCACGAGGAGGCGGAGGAAUUGGCCGCCAAACUUCUGAUGGAGCCCGUGUUGAGCUCAGUCCACCAAGGCUGGAUGCAUCUGCUGCUGGCGGGAUCACCCCACGACUACGUCCACCAUGCCAAUGAGGCGGUCCGUCUGUUCACCGAAGUCCUCGACGAGAACAAGCCCACGGCGACACCUCAUGAGCUGGACUGCAUGACCAAAACGCUCGAUAAAGCGAAGGAUGCCCAGAGACAGGCUCUCAGCGACAAAAGCGCUGCUGACCGAAAGGUUGCUAAGGCACUGUGA